Molecule: messenger RNA, 1149 nt
Organism: Phialemonium atrogriseum
Lineage: Eukaryota; Fungi; Ascomycota; Sordariomycetes; Cephalothecales; Cephalothecaceae
Exons: 2
Coding region: 94-738 (214 amino acids)
Molecular function (GO): protein binding
Source: RefSeq, a predicted model, not a curated record
UACAUACCUCGAUAUCUUUGAGCACCACGCCCAAAAACCCAGGAGCUGAGCUAUCAAUUCACCUUCCCAUCUCUAACCUACAAACCGCCCAACAUGGCAGAAGUGUCAUUCGCCAAGUCCUUCCUCUCCACGCUGGACUCGCGACCGCAAAAGAUCACACCAGACCAUGUCGAAGACCCAAGAACAUACCCAGCGCGCUCACCCUACACCCUCCCCCGCCCCGCCAAACAAAUGACCCGCCCCCACCGCCGCGCCCCCGGCUCCGAACCAGGCAUAACGGUAUCCGUCCGGCCCCUCCUGCAGCGCGGCGGAAACGACGUCGUUACGGAGCUGCUCGCCCAGCCCCCCGGCACGUCCGUCCUAGACAUCAAGGCCGCUGUCGCGGCGCGCGCCGGCGUCCCCGCCGCGCGGGUGCGCCUGCUGCACCGCAAGAAGCCCGUGCCCGACACGCGGGUGCUGCGCGACCUCGUUGGCGAGGACGGCGGGGCGGCGGUUGUGGAGCUGGCGUUUAUGGUUAUGGGGGGUGCUGGUGGUGGUGCGGCACCGGCGGCGGCGGCGACACAGGCACCGCCAGCCCCCGGGGUUGUUGUCGCGGAGGGGCUUGCCGGGACGGCGGUGCUGGGGACGGAGGAGUUCUGGGGCGAUCUGAGGGGGUUCCUGCAGCAGAGGGUGCGGGAUGAGGCGGUUGCUGAGGAGGCGCUGGGGCGGUUCCGUGGGGCUUGGGAGGGAAGGAGCUGAUGGGUUACAAUUUGACGGACGGAGUUGCGAGGCCGUUCGUUGGACAUUGGGACGGCACAUCGUGGGGCUGUUGGGAUGAGCGGACCCUGGAUGCCGGCUUGCAGAGACGGGCGGGCAAACGGUUCGGUCGCAUGUUGCAGCUAUGAGAGGUGCUGGUGAUAGAGGUUGACGCAUGCUAAGGGCAGGAUUCCUAGGAAAGGGCGGUUGCUAUACUCCCGAAGCCGGUGUUACGUACAUUCGGGAAUUACCUACAGUCCAACCUGAUUGUUCUGGCUUACAUAGAUAGCCACGGCCCGCAUCAAAUCUGGAAGUUCAUCAUCACGGUCGAGGAUAUAUGCAGGGAGAGCAAGAUUGGGGGUUGCAAAGAAAAAGGUCCACGACCAUUUAGAUAAUCGUUUCCUCAUAAGUGGC